AUGCCUCCAAAGAAGAACAAGCAACAAGCCAAGCCGGCUAAGAAGAAGGACAAUGUUGACAAGACUUUUGGUAUGAAGAAUAAGAAUAGGUCUACAAAAGUGCAAAAAUUUAUAAAGCAGGUGCAACAGCAAGCUGAUCCCGAGAAGGAGGAAAUGAAACGUAAAAAGCUGGAGGCCAAGAAGCUGCAAGAAGCAGCAGAAGCUGAAAGAAGGGCCCUUUUCAAUCCUGUUAUGGACCAAAGAGUUCGUGCCGGUGUCGAUCCAAAGACUGUUCUUUGUGCACUUUUCAAGCUUGGUAACUGUAAUAAAGGUGAUAAGUGUAAAUUUUCGCACGAUUUGAACAUCGGGAGAAGGGUGGAGAAGAAGGAUCUUUAUCAGGAUGCCAGGUCUGAGAAGGAAGGUGACACUAUGGAUCAAUGGGAUGAAGAGAAAUUGAGAAGUGUUAUUUUGUCUAAACAUGGUAAUCCAAGGACAAGCACGGAUAAAGUUUGUAAAUAUUUCAUCGAAGCUGUCGAAAAUGGUAAAUACGGUUGGUUUUGGGUUUGUCCAAACAAUGGUGAUAAAUGUAUGUAUAGACAUUCCUUACCUGAAGGUUUUGUGCUGAAGACCAAGGAACAGAAACGUCUUGAAAAAGAAGCAUUGGAAAAUCAGCCAAAGAUCACAUUGGAAGAGUUUCUUGAUACUGAGAGAAACAAAUUGGAUAAAACCAAACUUACACCAAUUACCAUUGCAAAUUUUGCUGAAUGGAAGAAAAAUCAUAUUAUUAGAAAGAUUAACGCCGAGAAGAAAGCUAAUGAGAAGAGGAAACCAUGUGGCCGUGAAGUCAUUCAAAAGUUAUUAGCCGAAAACAAACAUAUCGAGGAAAGAUAUGGUUCUGUUAUGGAAGACGAUGAAGGUACGGCGUGGGAUUUAACGGAAUUUACAGAUGCGUUAAGAGAAGCUGAGCAUAGGGAUGACGACGGUAUCAAGGACUAUGGUGACGGUAGCAAUCCCACAUUCGAGGUUAGAGCCAACUAA
Messenger RNA from Kazachstania africana CBS 2517, 1017 nucleotides. RefSeq names its product translation machinery-associated protein TMA46 (gene TMA46). The coding region runs from base 1 to 1017 and encodes 338 amino acids. Lineage: Eukaryota; Fungi; Ascomycota; Saccharomycetes; Saccharomycetales; Saccharomycetaceae. Gene Ontology annotation, molecular function: mRNA binding; metal ion binding. The record is from RefSeq and is a predicted model, not a curated record. Gene Ontology annotation, cellular component: cytosol. The transcript has a single exon. Gene Ontology annotation, biological process: cytoplasmic translation.